AUGUCGCCCGCUGAUCCAGCUCAGCUGCCUACGCACAUGGCCCCGACCGGGUUUGCGGCCACUAUUCUUGCUGUUACCUGUGUUCUGGCUGGCCUUUCAUUCAUCACUGUUUCCCUGCGUACUGUGGUACGAUUCUCUGAUAAAUUAUUCGGCCUUGACGAUGGCCUGAUGCUUCUGGGUUUGAUCUUGUUCCUGGCUGAAUGCGGGGUCGUCUCCUAUGGCACCUUCGUUGGGCUUGGGUACAAGGAUGAGUCGACCGACGAUCACACAAAAUUCGAAGCCGUCAAGUAUGUCAUCCUUUGGCAGAUCUUCUACGUCACGUCCCUAUGUGCGAUCAAGUGUGCCAUUUGCAUCACUCUCGCCCGGAUCGCCGAAGCUACAGUCCACCGGUUUACAAUCUACGGCAUUACCGUCUUGACUUGUGCGACGUCCCUGAUCGGUUUCGUCGGCAUCAUGAUAUCCUGCCCCCCAAUUUGGGCCGACUGGAAGCCCGGCACCGCGAUAUGCACAUCCAACCAAGUCAUCACCUACAUCAGCUACCUCGUCUCCAUCUCGAGCAUCGUAACUGACUUUGCAUGUGCCAUUGUUCCCAUAUUCAUCCUUUGGAGCACCCAGAUACGAGCCCGGGCCAAGUUCUCGGUCGUGGUUGUUUUAGCACUCGGUACUUUCGCCUCUGUUACUACCAUUGCGAGAAUACCUUUUUUGAAAGCCUACCGCGAGCCGGAAGACAACUUCCUGUACAAAAUAGGAUAUGUCAUCAUACUGUCACUGUCCGAGUGCGGCAUCGGCCUCAUCGCCGGAUCGCUGCCCAUGGUCCGCCGGCUCGUCCGCAAGUGGCGCGGCCAAGACGACGAGUCGAACGAGACCUCGCGGCUCACGCCCCUCUCAUUCAUGACCUUUGGCGGCAGCGGACGCAGCCGCCGGAACACCAUUGCCAGCCUCGGUCCCCGCGGGCGAAACGGGAACCCUGCUAGAGGCAUCUCCCAGGCCACCGUCCGCGCAGCUCAGCCAAGCGAGCAAUGGGAGAAGCUCGAGAGCGGCUCGGGCUCAGCCCGUCUGCCCACCCCGGACAAGGACAAGGACAAGGGAGAGAGCCACUCCUCCAUUCUCGAACGCCGGUCGGUCACCAUUGAAUACGAGACCAGGGGCCUGCCUGGACUGUCCGAGACCAAGAGCUUGCCCAGAUUCUCUAGGUCGAGCUGGGCCAAUUCUCUGAACAGGUCUCGCAGCAACAGCACUUGA
Molecule: messenger RNA, 1242 nt
Organism: Clonostachys rhizophaga
Lineage: Eukaryota; Fungi; Ascomycota; Sordariomycetes; Hypocreales; Bionectriaceae
Source: the annotation of a GenBank genome assembly